AGAAAUUUUGAGACAGCGAGGACAAUUUCUUGUGUUACCUUUCACGGCAAGUGAUAGUGGAUCACCCAGUCCUCGGAGUCCGAGAAGCCCUGGCAGUGUUAGCAGCUACAGCAAUGGUGGCAGUCCACAUCCAGUUGGAGUACCCUGGGGAGAUUUCUCUGCCACUGGGAACUUUAAAUUCCCAAAUAUGCCACACAAGUAUUCUAGCAAUGGCAGAGUGAAGAAAAAGCCACCUGCUACGGAAGGAAUCGCGAAAUCUCCUGGUAGUGGUUCUCCUUCCCCCAUGCAGGAUGAUUUGUACUCACCUCAGCACCCUGGGUCCCCAUUUCCUGAUGCUUUUUUAAGCUCUACCUCUUGUACUUCUGCACCCCUGUCCCCGCCCUUGCUGGACUUGGGUGUAGACAUACAAGCGGAGCUUGAAAGAGAGGCUCCAGACCUAGACUUCGCACUUCUUGAUCCACAAGAUUUAACAUUAAAUGAUCUUCAUCUUGAACCACUGGAGAAUGUUAACGGCAGUGAUCUUUUGGCUAUGAAUCCACCAACUUAUGAAGAGGCCUUGUUGCUUGCUACAGGUUGUCUUUCACUUAGUGGUGACAACAACAGUCUGACAAGUCCCGAUGGAAGUCAGCCCUCAUUAUCUCAAAGCCCUCCAAAGAAUCUCGAACACUUUUCACCAACACCCCAAAUGGGCCCAUCACCUUAUCCAUCACCAGGACAUCCUACAUCGCAUAAUUCACCCAGUGGUUUACCAACUCCUGACCCAUCCCCUGUGGGGCAUUGUAAUCCAUCAACAGCCAGAGUCAACAUCUCCUGGCAGGGGAUGGGCCAGAUGAAAGUGUCCACUCAGCCUCUGCAACAUUGCCAGCCUCAACCAUCGCCACAAGUGCAUUCAAAGUCGGCACUUAUUUCUACAACAAUAAAAAAGAAAGAGAGGCUUGAGAUGUAUGGUUCAAGUUGUGUCACAGGUCAACCUGCUAACCCUAUGACAAGUCCCAGGGGAAUGCAAAAUGUUCAUGGAAACUGGAUGCAGCAGAAUCAACCACAAGUUCCCAGAAACAUGCCGCAACAAGCCUAUGACUGGAAAGCAGCACAAGCAAUGCAACACAGCGCAAUGCAGAAUUUUUCUGGGGACAGAACUGCCACAGCCAUGGCCCAGGAAAACCCUGUUUAUGCAACAAAUAUGCAAGGAGGAAAGUGGGACAAUGUAACGGUCCCUCCUCUCUUUGAGGACACUCUGCCAACUCUCGAUUUUGAUGGUGGUGUAGGAUACAUGAAAACAGGACAAAACAUUGGAGGAGGUCAUCUUCAACAUCACAACUGGGAGCCACCUGUGGACAUUUUAUCGCCACCUUACCAAGAGGACUUUCAUCCAGGAUUUGGAUUUCAAGGAAAUCCUCUCCCUGCUACAACAACGCAAGGUCAAACAACCCUUGGAUGGGGAUAAGAGAGGUGCAAGGUAGCAUUAAAGUAAAUACUGUCCAUAGAUUCAACAGCCAGGGUAGAGUUUCAGUCAAACCUACCAGUGGGCAUUAGGGCAGUAAAGCCUGCAUUGAUUUGAUCCCCAAGUUUUCACAGUUUGUAUUGACAGAAGGGCAAAUUGAACUGACUUCAGAGCUUUAGAGUUGACGAAGUAUGUUUCGUGGAUAGAUGCAUUCCAGAUUUUUAGGUGUUUUGUUCAUGGAAAACAACUUCUUAACACAAUGGCGAUGGCAUUAGAGUGUCAUCUUACCAAAUAUUUAAAGAGAAUGAGCAGUUUUGUACAUUUUCUCAGUAGGGUUAUAAGUAUGUUAAAUGGUACUUUCAAUCAGGUUAUAGGAGCCGAGUGCAUUCAUGGUAUCAGUUAUUUCAUUGGCUCAAAAUGUUAUACCCUGAAUGCCAAUUUAGCAGUUUUCAUCUGAAAACAACUAUUUUGCUUAAGUGUAUUUGUUGGUGUAGCUCGAUUUGAGGUACAACUUUUAGCCAAGUAACCAUAAUUACCCAUUUCAUUGCACUUGCAACAGUAGGAAAUCUUAGUCUGGUCAGUUCAAAUUUUAACGUGAAAAAUUUAAAAAUCUCUCAUAUAGUGAUAGAGUGAAAAGUAAGGAAAAGUUCAAAAAGGUAUGUGACUUAAGUUUCUAAAAUUGAUCGUUUUAAGAAAUGAGCCUCAUUGUAAGCUGUGUUCGUUAGUUUACCAAGUGAGCAUGUAAAGACCUUUCCCAGCAACUGGUUUUUGGUGUCACUGUUGAGAUUUGAGAGGCACAUUGCUCAAAUGGCAAGUGCAUUGGCUCUGGAUCCAGCUGUCCAAGUUCAAUUGCUUGCCUGGGUCAUUGUGUUGUGUUCUUGGGCAAGACGCUUUACUCUUGCAGUGCCUUUUUCCAACCUGGGAUGUGAGGUAGUCACAUUGGGGGAGGGGGCUAGGAAUUCUGUGGGGGGCAAAAGGGAAUCCUCUCCAGGGGGUAUAGAAAUUCCUUGGGGGCACUUGGUGGAACAAAAAACAAACUAAGCUCUAACAGUAUGUGCAAAGUGUGUACCUUUUUGCAAAGAUUUGAGACUUGAAAGCUCAGAGCUGGUUAUUGUACAACUCGAUUCAUGUGAUGUUCUUGUGAGGCUUUUUCUUAAUUUGAUCAAAUUUGAGGACUUUUGCCCUGUCCCCUUUGAAUAUCAGUCAGUGUUGUCUCUGCUUAGAAGAGUAUUGAUUGAAACUAUGAAAUAAAUCUGAGGAUUGUCUAAGAAGGAUAAUUAAGCAAAAAAGGAUGUACUUUAACCACGCUGAGUCUUUUUCCAGUCAUACUUCCAUAUGCGUCCCAUUUGCCUUGUACAUAGAUCAAGGGAAAUCAUUCAGUUUGUACAGUUUCUUUUUUUAUCCACAUUUGGUUCAGUCCUUUGUACUUAACCUAAGACUUCAUGCUUUUUUGC
Orbicella faveolata is the source of this 2895-nucleotide messenger RNA. RefSeq lists its product as uncharacterized. The record is from RefSeq and is a predicted model, not a curated record. Lineage: Eukaryota; Metazoa; Cnidaria; Anthozoa; Scleractinia; Merulinidae.